This is a messenger RNA of Formica exsecta, 5543 nucleotides long. RefSeq names its product equilibrative nucleoside transporter 4 (gene Ent3). The record is from RefSeq and is a predicted model, not a curated record. Gene Ontology annotation, cellular component: plasma membrane. Lineage: Eukaryota; Metazoa; Arthropoda; Insecta; Hymenoptera; Formicidae. Gene Ontology annotation, biological process: nucleoside transmembrane transport. Bases 247 to 2103 code for a protein of 618 amino acids. The transcript is spliced from 10 exons. Gene Ontology annotation, molecular function: monoamine transmembrane transporter activity; nucleoside transmembrane transporter activity.
CUCAAAGAUAGAAUGGGAGAACCCGGCAUACGCAGUACGAGAGAAUAAAUAACAUAGUGACCAGGUGCGCGAUUAAACGAUCCCGGCACACAGGAAGCGAGCAUUCGCCGCAAGCGAGAAAGCUGUCAAGCGCGAACGCGCGAAUUCGCGUUCGCGUACCAUGGACUCGUAAGAAGACUAUUGAGUUCGAACCGCCAGAUCUCUUUGAAUUCUCGUCCUGCUGAUUUUUCUUCCCCUUCCGGCAAUAUGGACGAGAACUUGAGCCGGGGAUAUGUUCAACUGGGCAAGGCCAGGGGCAUGAACGAGUUUAAAUUUUCGAAUGGAUUCACGCAUCUCUCGCCGCCUGUUGAUAAAUGCAACUUCAUUUACAUGGCUCUGAUUCUUGGUGGCAUAGGAUUUCUUCUCCCUUAUAACAGUUUCAUUAUAGCGGUAGAUUACUUUCAAGCGAGAUAUCCAGGAACUACCGUGAUAUUCGACAUGUCUGUCGUUUACAUUAUUAUGGCUUUCUUCGCAGUUUUCGCAAACAAUAUACUGGUCGAAACCUUAUCGCUGAAUACACGAAUUACGUUUGGGUAUCUGGUAUCCUUUGUUACUUUGAACUUUGUGGUGAUCUGCGAGAUUUGGUGGGAACUUUUCGGUGUUGCGACUUCCUAUACUAUUAAUUUAGUUGCCGUUGCGAUAGUAUCGCUUGGUUGUACAGUUCAGCAAUCGAGUUUUUAUGGAUACACAUCAAUGCUUCCCAGUCGAUAUACGCAAGCUGUGAUGACGGGAGAAAGUGUUGCUGGCUUUUGGGUAUCAAUUAAUCGAAUAAUAACAAAGUCGCUACUCAAUGAUGAGCGUGGCAAUACAUCCAUGUUCUUCGUUCUGUCGAAUAUGACGAUCCUGUUGUGUUUCGUUUUACAUCAAAUAGUACGGAAGACCGAUUUUGUACAAUUUUACAUAACAUUAUGCCAGGAGAGAAAUCGAAUCACUUUAGAACCAACGGAAGAUGUUGGUCUGAUGGAUCCAUUAGAUCAAGUCGGCGAUCCCUCGAAAGGCCAAUACGGAGUGUUGAAGAUUCAAACGAGUCCAUUGGGGACAGAAUCCACGAGUGGAACCGAUUUGAAUACGUCUCGACAAUAUUCUGCAUUCUCGUUCAGCAAUCCAGUUUACGAGCCUAGCGCACCUUCGGGUAAUCCACCUGGUAGUGCUGGACCGACUUAUAAGGUCGAAGACGUCGUAGUUAUGAGAGGCGCUUACGGAACACAAAGCACAAGUACACCAUGGUCUGGCAUAAAAAGAGGUCUACUCGCAAGACUCGAAGUUGCCAAAUUGAUCUUCCCAUACAUGGCCAGCAUUGGAGUCGCUUAUUUCGUAACGCUUUGCUUGUAUCCAGGAAUCGUAUCGGAAAUAAUAUCCUGCAAGUUCGAAUCGUGGAUGCCGGUUAUUUUGAUGACCGCAUUCAACGCCUCUGAUUUAUUGGGCAAGGUAUUUGCUUUAAUACCUUACGAAUGGAAACGUACUCAACUACUGUAUUUCUCUAGUGCGCGGGUAAUACUUAUUCCCCUAUUUCUGCUUUGCGCAAUUCCACGUGGUGCUCCUAUUCUUUCCGGCGAGGGAUACCCGCUCUUGUUCUCUUGGUUGCUUGGUCUUACGAAUGGUAUAGUCGGUUCGAUACCUAUGAUCCAAGCACCGAGCAAAGUACCAGAGGAACAUCGAGAACUCGCAGGUAACAUUAUGACGUUAUCGUAUAUCACCGGAUUAACUAUCGGUUCUCUAUUGGCAUAUAUGAUGGAUGCCUGUCUCGGGCCACCUGUGCAAGUCAAGGACGUGUGUUCCAAGUUGGUGAAGACUCAAACUUCGUCGACCAUGUUUAGUAACGUGACGGCGAGCAUCUUGACGACCGCGAUAUCCUCCACCUUGCCCGUCGAGAAAACGACGAUAAUACCGAAGCCAAAGACCACCGUCAAUGUGCUAACUACAAUUCUGAUGUCCACGUUAUUGCCGAAUAGCACCGUAAGCUUAUUAAACGAUGAAGGCUCGCUGAAUGCAUCGACAACAGUCUUACCGAAAAUCUUAGCUAAUGUUACCACUUCGGCAAGUAACGCAAUUCUGCAACAUUAGGACAUACAUGUUUGUGUGUUGUGUUAAAUCUGGUGUUUACAUAUAAAUAUAUGAGAAAUGGAUAGAGAGAGAGAGAGAGAGAGAGAGAGAGAGAGAGAGAGAGAGGAAGGAAAAAGAGAGAAAAAUAAAAAAAGUAUGUGUACGUGUAUGCGUGUGCGCGCACGCGGAAAAAGUGAUAUAUGCGAGUUAAGAAGCGAGUUGCUACAAGAUUGGUUAAACUUUUAGAUUGGCUAAACUUUUGAAUUAAUGUAAUAAUAAUUGUUGAAAAAUAUGUUUUCUUUUUGUAUUGCCAACUCUCUAUAAGACGCAAUAUUUAUUGUUCAUAUUAUGUAUUAUCGCGGAAUUUAUUUUUUGCUUAAUUAAUUUAUGUAUAUAAAAAAAACAUCGUUUUUAAAGAGAUUAGAAAAAUAAAAAGAAAUAGAAUACGUAAUUCUAUUACAAAUGGCUAUAAUAAUACUGUUCAAACAAUAUGUAACGUUAUUAAAACACGAGAUGUUCAAUAACUAUUUAUAAAUGUUCUGGUCAUUUAAAAAAAUGUAUAGAUGAAAUAGAAUCUCUCUCUUGGAAAUAAAGGCCAGAGAGAAAAUAGUGCAAAAAAAUUAAAUCUUUUAAAGGAUUCUUUAUAUAUUAUAUAUAUAUGGUAAUCCGAGACUGAUUUUUUUAAAAAUCAUAUAAAAUAGAAACAAGCAUAUUUCGAAUUGUAAACCGUUUCAAUAUCUAUUUGAAACAUCAUCAGCAUUAAUAUAUUUUUUAUUCACUAAUAAGUUUUUUUUUAUCAAUAUGGAAAGAAGGAAGAGAGGGUAAAAUCUAUUUCUUCCUUAUUAUGCAAUUGAUUGUAUGCACUGUAUCAUAUGAGAUAAAUAUGGAACAAUAAAGAGAGAGAGAGAGAGAGAAAGAGAGAGAAAGAGAGAGAGAGAGAGAAAACUAUUUUGAGAAUUGAGUUUGAAACGACUGCUGUGAGAAAGGAAAAAAACUAAAAUUUAAAAAAGCUAUAAAUAAUUAUUUUUAGAUUAUAUAUCAAUAAUAAGUUUAUAUUAAAAAACAAAUUAUUAUUUAUUAUUAAAUUAAGUAAUAAUAUACUUUUGGAAUUUACAAACAUUUUCAAAACAUAUACAAUUCUUAUUUAUCUUAUUGUUUUUAAUAACUAUGAUGUUUGAUUGUUUUAAAUAACAUAAAUAACGCUCCUUGACUUUUGCUCUAUCUAAAGAAAGAGCUUCAUGUUAAAUAUUCUUCCGUUGAUAUUUUGUUAAUAAUACUUUUAUUUUUGCACGUAUAAAAAAAAGUUGUAAUUUGUUCUAUAAUCUAUUUACUUAAAAACAAAUAAAUAAACAAAUUUUCGAAAAGAAAUUUAUCUGUUUUAAAAAUGGAUCACAUCUAUAUUUGCAUAGAAAUUGGUUAAAUUCUCCUUUUUUUAAGAGAAACAGUAGAUUACUUCAAAAUUCUCUCUUUCUCUUUAUAUUACAUAGUUGAUCGGAUUAUUUGAGGUGAGAAGAGUGUUUAAUAUAUCUUAGUAAUAUUACAUAAUAAUAAAAAAAAUAUAUAUACAUUGUACAUAAAUUUGGUAUUAUUGUGAGAAAAGCUAUUAUUUAAACAAAUUAAACAUAAUUGAAAUAUCAAAUGUUAAUGAACAAUAUGCUACUUAUUAUUUUAUAUUUUAAAAAUUCAGGCAAUGUAGCUUAUCUUAACCAUCAUUUUAUCUAACAUCGAAUUAUUAUAUAAUACGGAUAAAAAAGUAUAAGUAUUUUAAUUUAUAUUUAGCAAGAAAUAAGAAUAACAUAAAAUUGUUUAUUAUAUAUAUAUAUUUGUGUUUCAAGUUGAUAAUAAAAGCCAUUACAUCUUGUUAGAUAUGUUAGAUAUUCAGUGUAUAAAUUUCUGCUAUUUUUGUAAAUUGCAUGAUAUAUACUAUAGUAAACGCUAGUUCAAAUAAAAAAUGAAUUUUUAUUUUAUUUUAUGGAAAAUUAUAUUGUAUUUGUUGAUAUGAAUACUGUGUUCAUUAAUAUUUAUUUAUGCGCAAGCUAUAUUGAUGCACUUGGUUUUGUAUGUACUGUGAUAAAGUUGUCUUUCGAAAUAUCACCAGAUUAAACACACGCACAAAGGAAUCGCGACAAUUGUGUAUAACAUUGCGCUUACCGGUAUCAAGCUGAAGAAAAUGGUUUGCAAGACAUACGUGAGGCUCCACAAAUGUUCCUUUUCUGUUAAGGAUAUCGCGUGCCUUUUAUUUCGUAUCAGCAAAUUGCUGUUUCGAAUAAUGUUUUCAAGAGCGAUAAUGGAGCAGAAUUGUUGAUUUUUGUUUGUAGAAAAUGAUAUGUUAUACAUAUAUACUUAUCUUGUACGUUAAUUUACGUCUUUGUUAUUGCUUUAAUGCGUAAUAGACUGUUAAACUAUAUUUAAUGGUUGAUAAUCAAGAAGUUUUUGCCAAUAAGGUUACUGCAUGAGUAUAUUCUGUCAAGUUGUUAUACGCAUCUAUAUGUGUAUAUAUAGUUGAUUGAGACUUAAAUGUAAAAUAUGUGUAAUUUAUGUGGCAUAUUAGGCGUCUCCAUAAUUACUUUACAAUUCACUAGAUCUACCACUUUUUAGAUGCACUUUUGAAAGGAAUACAUUAUAAAUAAAACACAUUAUGCCACAUUAUAUAUUAUGAUUCGUAGUAAAAAAAAAGAGACAACAAUAAACGAUAAUUGACAUAACUACUAUUUGAUAUACAUAUGUAUUACAUCUCAAGCAUAAAAAGACAAAAGUAUAAUCCAUUAUAAAGAUCCUAAUCAUAAUACAAAGAAUUAUAGUUGAAGCACAAUUGUUUUCAUGUCUACCGAUUUUAAUUUAAUUGUUGUAAACAAUACAUGAUCAUUUUUUUAUUUAUGCAAAAAAACAAAUAUUUUUGAAAAUUUUAUCAAAUAUUGCAAAAUUUAUAUAAAGAAAAAUAUAUUAUUAAAAUUACUUUGUUUAUAUAAUUUAAUUAUUGUUCUAAAGAGAUAGGACAAUGGUUGUCAAAUUUUAUCUAUAAAAAAUAAGAAUGAAAAAAUAACGUUUAUUAAUAUCAAACUUUUCUACGAUAAUACAAGUCCGAAAAAAUUCAAGUACUCUUUUAUUUUUAUAAAAUAUAAUAUGCGUCAAAGAUAUUGGCUGUUAGUUACGAAUCAUUGUUAGUUGUUUUUCUUGCUACGAUCACUCAUGACAUAUCUAGACAUGAAUACGUUGACACUUCAUCUAGUAAAUAUGAAUUAAAAUGUUUAUGAUGUUUAGUACGAUAUACUUCCUAAAAAAGAAAGAUCGAUCUUCUUACAUUCCUGCCCCCUCCAGCUUCGUUAAUUGCAUUAUCUGGUCAAGACAUAUCCGAUGUUACGUAGAAGAUUGUAAUCAAAGUUUGUGAAAUUAAGACAUAGUUAAUAGCUCUAUGUAUUAUAAAGAAAUAUGUAAUACAUUCGAUCACACAAUGCGACUAA